UUCAUUUUUCACAGUUUAAGUUGGUUUAAUAUAAGAUACACAAAGUUUAAUGUUUUUCCCAAGAUGAACAAGAAACGACGGCAUUUUUUGCAUUCCAUUACAAAAUUGGCGGUGCACGCAACACACAUGAAGCUGUUUCAAUAUUUUUCUUUUUUGUGUGAGAAAUACUUCUUUUGUAUAUCUUAGAUAUUCUCUAUGUAUUGUUAUAAGUUAGAUACACGUUUUAGCUUCUAAAUUAUUGGCGAGAACGCAACGAUAAAAGCAAUAAAAAUACCUCGACCACUUAUCUCUUAGGAAACUAUAAAAUUUUAAUAAUAUUCGUUUACGUAGCUACAAAACACUUGAACCAUAGCAUUAUAACAUAGAGAACUAAAUUUCAAUUCUACAGUUAGUCAAUCUAACUGCUUCUUUGACAAAGAGUAAAAUGGUCAAGUUUGUAAGUUGCUUUUACGCAACUAUUUCUGUAUUUGCUGCUGUUUCUAUAACUUAUGCCGACGUUAAAUUCCGUUUUUCGACAAUCUAUGGUGAUCAUAUGGUGUUGCAAAAAGCCCCAAAACGGGCUAUCGUGUGGGGUUAUGGUGAAAUUGGUGAAAGAGUGGUGCUGAGGCUUAGUAAGAAAUCGUAUUAUACACACGUCGCUGCAAGACAAGAAGGAAACAAAGAAGUUGGAGUAUGGCAAGUUGUGUUACAACCAAUGAUGGCUGGAGGUCCAUAUCGUAUUACUGCGUAUUCACAUGUGAAAAAGUCUAAAAAAUAUAACAUUGGAUGAUGUUUUGUUUGGAGAUAUUUGGCUUUGCAGUGGUCAGAGCAAUAUGCAGUAUACACUGGACGAUUCGGAACAUGGAGAUAAAGCAAUCAAUGAAUCGAUAAACUAUCCCAACAUACGUGUAUUUACUUCUGGCCUUGAUUGCUCUAUGACUCCUCGGAGGGAGUUAAAUAGCAUUGUCUUGCCUUGGUCCGUUCCUUCACCAGAAACUUUAAAUGGGGCCUCCGAUGGGAUAUUAUGGAGUUAUUUCUCUGCUGUAUGUUGGUAUUAUGGAGUGCAGCUGUAUAAGACGUUGAACUACCCAAUUGGCUUAAUUGGCACCAGUUUUAGUGGGAGCGCUGUAGAAUCAUGGUCUUCACCAGAUGCCCUCACACAAUGUGGAUGGACUGGGAAUGCUUUACCUUCUGCACCAAUAUUUAUUCCUGAAUUUGGUAACGUGGACAUCAUUAUCUUCAAUAAUUAUAGUUGUAUGUGGAAUGCCAUGAUUGUGCCGUUUCUUAAUAUGACCAUCUACGGUUCCAUCUUUUAUCAAGGAGAGACAAAUGCUUUAGGUAGAAAGUUAGAUCUUUUGCCAUAUGAAUGUAGUUUUCCUGCCAUGAUAAAUGAUUGGAGAGCAAAGUGGCACAUUUCUACACAACAUAACACUGACCCACAGUUUCCUUUUGGCUUUGUACAGCUGUCAGCUAUUAGUCAAAGUAUAGGAAUUGAUCAAUAUUACUUUGCCGCGGUACGUUGGGAACAGACAGCAGAGAAGGGCUACGCUCCCAAUGCACAACUAAAAAAAACUUUUAUGGCUGUAACAAUGGACUUGGGAAAUCCUUUCUCUCCAUACUUCAGCAUCCAUCCCACUGACAAAGAAAAUGUUGGCUAUCGCUUGGGACUAUCGGGCCUUUCAAUAGCUUAUGGUAAAAAAAGGUACUACACUGGACCGCUCGUAUCAAAAAUCAAGAAGAUUGCAGCCGGACAUUAUUCGCUUCUUGUAGUAAAUUAUAAAUCUGUGAACAUAAAUAUUGAAAUACGGAACAACAAAGGCUUUGAAGUAAAUUGUAAUGGUAAUUGGACAGCGUCACCAAUUGUAUACAAUAGCAGAAGAUCCGUGUUCCUAAUGGCAAGUUGUGAUCCAGACAAGGUCAGAUAUGCUUGGUCGGACUAUCCCUGUGAGUCACUGAAGUGUGCUGUUUACAGUGGAGGACUACCAGCUCCACCAUUUAUUAUGGAUGGUCCUUUUUCUUGAAAUGAAAACUUAAAUGACUGUUAAGACGUAUUAUCAACUUUCUUUGUGUAUCAUUCAUUUUUUAUUCGUUACUGUUGGU
Xenia sp. Carnegie-2017 is the source of this 2079-nucleotide messenger RNA. Its product is annotated as sialate O-acetylesterase-like. Lineage: Eukaryota; Metazoa; Cnidaria; Anthozoa; Malacalcyonacea; Xeniidae. The record is from RefSeq and is a predicted model, not a curated record. The transcript has 7 exons. Gene Ontology annotation, biological process: carbohydrate metabolic process. Gene Ontology annotation, molecular function: sialate O-acetylesterase activity. The coding region runs from base 813 to 2000 and encodes 395 amino acids.